AUGAUAUUUGAUCAACACCAACACGCUGUUGCUCGCCGUGGUCCUGGUCACGAUGCGGAACAACCGCCGGGAGGGGGACGCUCGCCGCCGGCCUGGGACCGUCCAUCCAACGCUGGUGCUGCUUCUCCUUGCGUGGUUCCCGCUCAUCGUUCGCGGCAUAUUCGGAAUCCUGCAGGCUUGCGUGUGGAGCACCAAACAACGUGCGACGCUGAUCACCGCACAGCGAGCAAUUAUGACGCGGGAGGUUUUACGCCCCGAUUCACGGCGAUUGAAUAUGUUCUGGGAGUGUUCACGGAAUGGCUAGCCUGCGUGCUGCUCAAUGUGACGUAUUACACUUCCAAGAACGAUCCUCUCAAGCCCAACAUGGAUGGCGAGAGGGAGAGAGAGUGGAUCGGCCUGAAGGCAGGAAGUGCAUAGAUCUUGGCCCGCUUCCCGCUCUCCUAACUCGUAUGGUCAUGCAUACGUUGUGCUGAUCGUCCACAAAUGCUCCUCGUCUCAUACUCCCUUAAUUUUCAUGUCACAACUUAUUAUGACUUUCGUAAGCAUCCUGAGAGCA
Messenger RNA from Mycena citricolor, 556 nucleotides. Lineage: Eukaryota; Fungi; Basidiomycota; Agaricomycetes; Agaricales; Mycenaceae. The record is from the annotation of a GenBank genome assembly.